AUGGCUCCUCGGCCUGCCAAAAGGCAGCGAAGAUCGACUCGAGUGAUAUCCGAUGAUGAAGAGGAAGAUCCGGUCCCAAACGGAUCGCCCAAGCCGACGCCCAGAACUCAGCGACAGUUGUCUCUCAGUGACAACGGCAGCAACUCAUUGUCAAUAUCACCGGUGUCAGCUAAGACCUGGAAUGCACAAUCUACGGCCAAGCGGAAACCAAAAAGCACACCGCAGACCAGUCCAGAGAAGCCACGAAAGAGCUCACGAAUCAAGAGCGAGCCUGACAAGUCGAAGUCGAUACAGAACUUCUUUGGGAAGGCGACAGACGACCAGAGAUGGCAACGGAACAAGUCAGGCACUCCUGAAGCGUCCGGCCUAGGAGAGGUAGAAGCAAUUGAGGACGAUGAGCUGUCAGACGAUGCCUUAAUUGCUCUGGCAGAAUCAGAGACUGUUUCGUCCACUCUCAGCCGGAAGAUUUUUACGUCUACAUCCAACGGCAAAACGACCACCAACGGCCACAGGUUCCUGAAACCUGCUGUACCAUUCAAGAGGCCUACCUUACCUGCGCCUCCACGACCUGCAAAAGAAGAGUCAGAGUCGCAGCCACCAUGGUCCGAGCGAUACGGACCCACAACCCUCGAUGAGCUAGCAGUGCACAAGAAGAAAGUCACAGACGUGCAGCAGUGGUUUGAGGCAGUCGUCUCUGGUCGCUCGCGGCAGAAGCUGUUGGUGUUGAAAGGUCCGGCUGGCAGCGGGAAGACUGUGACUGUGAACCUUGUUACGCAAGCCGUGGGUCUCAAUACAAUCACCUGGCAGAAUCCAGGCAUUGUCGACACCACAGUCAAUGGCUCAGCAGCAGCUCAAUUCGAUGAGUUCCUCAAUCGUGGUCAGUUUGGUAGCCUCGGGUUCGAUGGUGCCGAGUCUAAGGCGGAUCGCAGCGCUCAACAUCAGGCGCUGAUUGUCGAGGAAUUCCCGACGUCGUCAUCUCGCUCAGUUGGCCUUGACUCGGUUCGUGGCGCGGUCAGUCGCUUUCUGACAAGUGGUUCUGGCUCUGCCCAGCCCUUCAGAUCUACGAACACCGAGCCCGCAUGUCCAGCCGUCAUGAUCAUAUCGGAGACGCUGUUGAAUUCAUCCACAGCAUUCUCUGACAGCUUCACGGCACAUCGUCUUCUCGGACCAGAAAUCCUCAAUCAUCCUGCUACCACUGUCAUCGAAUUCAAUGCUGUCGCGCAAACUUUUGUCCACAAGGCCUUAGACCUUGCUGUGAAGAAAGAAGCUCGUACUUCGCUACGCCGCCGGAUACCUGGACCUGCAGUCAUGCAAAGAUUGGCCGAAAUGGGCGAUCUUCGAAACGCUGUCAAUGCGCUUGAGUUCCUUUGCGUCCGAAACGAUAGUAAUUCUGACUGGUCAGGCACUGUUGCGAGCAAAUCGAAGAAAUCUGCUAAGGACCAGAAAGACCUCACAGAAAUGGAGAAGGACUCGCUGAAGCUAGUCAGUCAGCGCGAAACCACGCUCGAUAUGUUCCAUGCUGCCGGCAAAGUAGUGUACAACAAGCGAGAGGAUGCUCGUGUACUAGACUCUCGAGCCGAGCCGCCACCGAAACCGCCAGAUCACCUCAUGCAUCUGUACAACCACAAAGAAUCACAGAUCGACAUCGACGCACUGUUCAAUGAAACGGGCGCCGACAUUCAGACUUUCAUCUCCUCUCUGCACGAGAACUACGUUCUAUCCUGCAAUGGUGACAGUUUCACAGACUAUUUCGACGACUGUGCCGAGAUGCUCUCCUUCAGCGAUGUCCUUAACCCUGAGUCACGACGAUCGAUCCGAUCAGGCGGCUCUGCUGCGAGGAACUAUGCCUCCAUUCAAACCGCCAGUACCGAUGCACUGAGGCAAGACGAGAUCAGCUUUCACGUUGCUUCAAGGGGACUGAUAUUCCAUCUACCAUACCCUGUCAACCGCGCAGCGCCGCCGAGUGGCAGAGCAGCCGACAAGUUCAAGAUGUUCUACCCCACGAGUCUGCGUCUAUGGAAGCCGACUGAGGAGAUUGACUCGCUGAUCUCGAUGUUCAUGCACGAAGAUCCCAAAGACGGUACUGUGAGUGCAUCGCGAUCAGCGAGUGGCGUUGCUGGAUGGAAGAACACUUCGUUCGGUCAGGGUCAGGCACCGCUAGAAGGGGAGGACAAAGAGGACAGCCCGGCUCGCAGAUCUUACCAGUCUAGAGUCGACCUGACGCUCGACAUCCUGCCAUACCUGGCCCGAAUCAAGGCCUCGCGGCAGAGAGACACGCGGCUCAUCAAUCGCAUCGUUCAAGUACAGAAUAUGUCUGUGCCACUCACGGGCGAUGAGCCAGAUGAUGAAGAGCCUGCGGAUGAGGCUAUCGUCAGUGCGACCAAAGUCAGGGGCGGAGGCUUUGCAGGCACUGGAAACGCGAGUAGCCGACGAGCUGCGGCGGGCAAGGUCGCUGCUAGCUUCACAAGCAGUACGAUUGGAAGUCGAGGCGAGGAAAGCACCAGCAGCCAAAUGGAAAACUUGUUCCUGGAGGACGAUGAUAUCGUGGACGACUGA
Messenger RNA from Cyphellophora attinorum, 2556 nucleotides. RefSeq names its product Cell cycle checkpoint protein RAD17. Lineage: Eukaryota; Fungi; Ascomycota; Eurotiomycetes; Chaetothyriales; Cyphellophoraceae. The record is from RefSeq and is a predicted model, not a curated record. The coding region runs from base 1 to 2556 and encodes 851 amino acids. Gene Ontology annotation, molecular function: chromatin binding. Gene Ontology annotation, biological process: DNA damage checkpoint signaling; mitotic DNA replication checkpoint signaling; DNA repair. The transcript has a single exon.